This is a messenger RNA of Beta vulgaris subsp. vulgaris (sugar beet), 664 nucleotides long. RefSeq lists its product as uncharacterized. The transcript has 4 exons. Bases 53 to 664 code for a protein of 203 amino acids. The record is from RefSeq and is a predicted model, not a curated record. NCBI's taxonomy places the organism in Eukaryota, Viridiplantae, Streptophyta, Magnoliopsida, Caryophyllales, Amaranthaceae.
CAUAGUUCAGGGCACUCCUUUUAGUGGUCGUACUCAUGCCUUUGACGAGUAUAUGAUAUGGUUUCGUCGCAUCACGAGGUUACGCCUGACGAAUCCAUCGAGGCGACCACCUUCUACACAUUAUCAGCCUGCGUCUGCAGAUAUAGUACUGGCACAUACUUUAUCUGAUAUUGCUCAUAGGUGCGGUACUGUGCUAGAGGCUUCUGAGUCAUUGCCUCCAGAUAUGGUGCGUGACUUGUAUGCGCAGACAUUGCAGACUAUGAGGGGACUGUGUGUUGAUGUUGUUGGCCGAGCUGGACAUGGCCACAUCGUACAGGGCGUGCCUACUUCUGCUGGAUAUACAUCGACUUCUACAUCUUCUACGUCUGCUGCCCAUAUAUCUACCACGUCAGCUUUGCUUUCACCUCCAGUCACUCAGAGGGCCUAUCGACGACGUUCUGACACUACUCCCCCUUCUCUUGAUGCCAUUGCAGAGACUCAUGAAACACACCUAGCUCAUCUACACCUUCACAAAAGAAGAAGAGAGGUGAUCAAUGUGUGGCUUAUAUUUGGUGUUGUUGAAUGGAAUUUGGUGCUGGAAUUGCAGGUUGGAUGCUUGUUUGGGAUUGCUGGAAUUUUUUUGGCUUUCUGCCAGUUGGCCAGUUAUGUGGAAACAAUGGAGUGA